Molecule: messenger RNA, 6606 nt
Organism: Petromyzon marinus (sea lamprey)
Lineage: Eukaryota; Metazoa; Chordata; Hyperoartia; Petromyzontiformes; Petromyzontidae
Product: hexokinase-1-like
Biological process (GO): glucose metabolic process; glycolytic process; intracellular glucose homeostasis
Cellular component (GO): mitochondrion; cytosol
Molecular function (GO): fructokinase activity; D-glucose binding; ATP binding
Source: RefSeq, a predicted model, not a curated record
GGGAGAGAGAGAGAGGGGGAGAGAGUGCGCAUUCAUUCAUCCGCUCCAGCCGGCAACAGCAGCAGGAGACGACAGGCGUUAGUAGCAGCAGCAGCAGGAACAGCAGCAGCAGGAACAGGAGACGUGCGGAGUGAGUAGCAGCAGCAGGAACAGCAGCAGGAACAGGAGAGAGGCACCAUGAUCAUUUUCUCGCACCUCCUCGCCUACUACUUCACGGAGCAGUUUGACGAUGUGGGGAAAAAGGUGGACAAGUGUCUGUAUGAGAUGAAGCUGAGUGACGAGCGGCUGCGCGCCAUCAUGGAGCAGAUGAAGCUGGAGAUGGAGCGCGGCCUCGACAAGGAGGCGCGGUCACGUGCGCCCGUCAAGAUGCUGCCCACGUUCGUGCGCUCCACGCCCGACGGAUCCGAGAAGGGAGACUUCCUGGCGCUGGACCUGGGCGGCUCAAGCUUCCGCAUCCUGCGCGUGCGCGUCGAGACGCAGACGAUCGACAUGGAGGACGAGGUGUACGAGGUCCCCGACACCAUCAUCCGAGGCACUGGUCCCCAGCUGUUUGACCACGUGGCAGCGUGUCUGAGCUCAUUCAUGGAAAAACUGAAGAUUAAGGACAAGAAGCUCCCUCUGGGCUUCACCUUCUCCUUCCCCUGCCGCCACAACGUCAACGGCGAGAGCGUGCUCCUGCGCUGGACAAAGCGUUUCCACGUGAGCGGAGUGGAGGGGCAGAACGUGGUAAAGAUGCUGCGCGAUGCCAUCCAGCGCCGCGGGGAUUUUGAGAUUGACAUUGUGGCAGUGGUGAACGACACGGUGGGCACCAUGAUGACGUGCGGCUACGACGACCACCGCUGUGAGAUCGGCCUCAUCGUGGGCACGGGCAGCAACUGCUGCUACAUGGAGGACCUUCGCAACAUCGAGCAGGUGGAGGGGGACGAGGGCCGCAUGUGCAUCAACAUGGAGUGGGGUGCCUUUGGGGACGACGGCUCCCUAGACGACAUCCGCACCGAGUACGACCUGGAGGUGGAUGCCGGGUCGCUCAACCCCGGGCAGCAGAUCUUUGAGAAGAUGAUCAGUGGGCUGUACCUGGGGGAGCUGGUGCGCCUCAUCCUCGUUAAGAUGACCACGCAGGCGCUGCUCUUCAAUGGCAAAGCGACGCCAGAGCUGCUGACACGUGGCCACUUCCAGACGCAGUUUAUCACCGCCAUUGACACGCGCAGCAAGGAGGGUGUGCUGAAGGCGCGGGAGCUGCUCUCGGACCACUUUUCGCUGCGCCCGUCAGAGGAGGACUGCGCAGCGCUGCAGCAGAUCUGCGCCAUCGUGAGCACGCGCUCCGCCUACCUGGUGGCGGCCGCGCUUGGCGCUGUAGUUUCGCGCCUGCGCCUCAACAAGGCUGUGAAGAAGCUGCAGACGACGGUCGGCGUGGACGGCACCGUCUACAAGACGCACCCCCAGUACAGCAAGCGUCUGCAGCUGAUGAUGCGCCGCCUGGCCCCGGAGAGCCGCGUGCAGUUCCUGCUGUCCGAGUGCGGCAGCAGCAAGGGCUCUGCGAUGGUGACAGCCGUGGCGUACCGCCUGGCCGAGCAGCGCAAGCUCAUCGACGCUACGCUGGCGCCGCUCAAGCUGUCGCUCACGCAGCUGCUGGACGUGAAGCGUCGCAUGCGGCAGGAGAUGGACCGGGGACUGGCGCGCGACUCGCACGCCACGGCUAGCGUCAAGAUGCUGCCCUCCUACGUCCGCUCCACGCCCGACGGCAGCGAGAACGGAGACUUCCUGUCGCUGGACCUGGGCGGCACGAACUUCCGCGUACUGCUUGUCAAGAUCCGCAGCAGCAAGAAGCGAAGCGUGGAGAUGCACAACAAGAUCUACCCCAUCCCUGCGGAGAUCAUGCAGGGCAGCGCUGAGGACCUGUUUGACCACAUCGUGGGCUGCAUCUCCGACUUCCUGGACUACAUGGGCAUGGCCGGGUGGCGCCUCCCCCUCGGCUUCACCUUCUCCUUCCCAUGCCGGCAGACGAGCCUCGACGUGGGGUUCCUGGUAAACUGGACAAAGGGCUUCAAGGCCUCAGGCUGUGAGGGCAAGGACGUGGUGAUGCUGCUCCGGGAGGCGAUCCAGCGCAGAAACGAGUUCGAGUUGGACGUGGUCGCGGUGGUGAACGACACGGUGGGAACCAUGAUGACGUGCGCCUACGAGGACCCCAAGUGCGAGAUCGGACUCAUCGUCGGCACGGGCAGCAACUGCUGCUACAUGGAGGAGAUGCGGAACGUGGAGCUGGUGGAGGGCGACUCGGGCCGCAUGUGCAUCAACAUGGAGUGGGGCGCCUUCGGGGACUCGGGCGUCAUCGACGACAUCCGCACCGAGUACGACCAGCUGGUGGACGCCGGGUCGCUCAACCCCGGCAAGCAGAGGUUUGAGAAGCUCAUGAGUGGGAUGUACCUGGGCGAGAUCGUGAGGAACAUCCUCAUGGACUUCACCAAGUCCGGCCUCCUUUUCCGCGGCAAGAUCUCCGAGCGUCUCAAAACCCGCGGCAUCUUCGAGACGAAGUUCCUCUCCCAGAUCGAGAGUGACCGGCUGGCCCUGCUGCAGGUGAGGAACAUCCUGCACGAGCUGGGCCUGGAGAGCACUUGUGAUGACAGCAUCAUCGUGAAGGAGGUGUGCGGCGUGGUGUCUCGCCGUGCUGCCCAGAUGUGCGGUGCCGGUAUGGCAGCCAUUGUGGACAAGAUCCGUGAGAAUCGCGGCCUGGAGCACCUGAAGGUCACGGUCGGGGUGGACGGCAGCAUGUACAAGCUGCAUCCACACUUUGCGCGCUUCCUGCACGACACGGUGAAGCAGCUCUCCCCCAAGUGCGAAGUCAAGUUCCUGCAGUCAGAGGACGGCAGCGGCAAGGGGGCGGCGCUCAUUACCGCCGUGGCGUGCCGCUUCCGUAACUCCUCCGAGUCCUAGCCGCCCGGCACCACCACCUCACACACCAACCCCGCUCAGCACCACACCACCAUACACUGCCACCGGCACCACCACGACCAAACACACACCACCACCGCUUGGCACCACCACCACACACUGCCACCAUACCACCACCACACAAACCGCCACCCCACCACCACCAUGGGGCACACACUGUCACGGCACACACAACCACGGACAACCACUACCGCCACCACCACCACACAAAACAACGGACAACCACUCCCUAGACCACCACACACCAACACGGAUAACCACUACCGCCACCACCACACACAACCACGGACAACCACUACCACCGCAAACACAACACACAACCAUGGACAGCCACUACCUCCACCACCACACACUAAUAUGGACAACCACUACCACCACACGCUGCCCUGACACGCACGUCCAUUUGGGUUCAGGGUUCAUCGAUCGCUCACCCCCGACCUUUGACCCCUGUAGCCCCAACACUCCUCCUCUGAGCUUUGAGUGGCAGGCACUCCUCACAGCCGGUCCCCGGUGAGGUCCCAGUGAGGUCCCCGGUGGGUUUCCCAGUGAGGCCUCCGGUGGGUAUCCUGGUGAGGAUCCGGUGAGGCCUCCGGUGAGGCUCCCGGUGAGGCCCCCGGUGAGGCCUCCAGUGAGGAUGCGAGAGUGAGCAGUGGUGAGUCGCAUGUGUUUGGUGUGGGUGUGUGUGCCUCUGUGUGUCUUUGUCUCUUUGUGGCUGUGUCUGUGUGUGUGUAUAUAAUUGUGUGUGUCUUUGGGAAGCGGUAGUGUAGCGGUUAGCGCGCUGCACUAUGAACUCGGCGACCCGGGUUCGAUUCCCGCUCACGGCCAACACCAGUGGCGAUUAUCUGAACUGGUCCUGGACCUUCCCUAGGUCGACUCAGCCUCAAAUGAGUACCUGGUAUGGUGUGUAAACAUCGUCACUGGGGAGACAAAGGCGGUCGGGCGUGGUGCUGGCCACCCACCCCCUCGUGUAUCGUUCCGGCCUUCAUAGGUGCUCGCUAACAGCACUUGCCCCUACAGUCUGUUAAGGCUAUAUGGGGGAUCUUUGUCUUUGUAUGCAUGUCUGUGUGUACCUGAGUGGGUCCGCGUGUCUGUGUGUGCACGUUUGUGUACGCGAGUAUUCUAUACAUGUGUGUUUCAAUAUGUGUGUGUGUGUGUAUAUCGCUGUGUUGUGUCUCUCUCUGUCUCUACUUGGGAGACAGUUCCACACAUUUCGCGAUGAGACGCGUUCCUUUUAACUCCAUGAUGCACCUUACGUCGCCACCAUUUCCCACUGUAGACUAGUGAGGCCCCCAGUGAGGCCGGUCGUCAACACUGUACAGGCUCCUGUGACAAAGUCCCAACACAAUAUCAACACCAUAACAACACAGCAAUAACCCGUAGCAGAUCCCGGUACAAAGCAAAUUUCUACCACCCAAACACAGGUGCCAAUAUCCAUAUUGUUCCGGGUCAAAGCCGGACAGGUGGCUCCCCUGGGGGCACACCCUCUGGGCCACCUUGGAGGCCACCCUGGUUACCCCCUUGAUUACCCCUUACACAGUCGGAUGGUCUCACAUCUCCCCCUGCUGCUUUGAAGCUUUGGUUCAUCACCCCCCUGCGACGUUCGCCGUGGUAUUUAUUGAAUCUGGCCGCCACUCGAUUGGGCGGGGUGGCCUCUGCGUCCAAUCAGCUCUGUCGUCCAGCCAGCCGGCCAGCCAUCGUGGUGAACCUUGUAUAGAUCCGGUCGUUACGAACCGCGACCUGUGAUCCGGCACUUUGGGAAGGGUAGGGGUUGAUGGUUGGUGGAUCACACAGGUUUGUGGAACUCGCAAAAAUCUCUCUGUCUGUGCUGCUGCUACUACAGGAGAUGGUAGUACAGCAAGCUGAACUCGUCUGUGUGGCAGAGCAGUUGAGUGUUGCAGUCCCCCCUCGUAUAUGCAGCCCGGUGCUGGCUUCUCUCCGGGUUCUCCCGUUUUUCUCCCACGUAAAGAGAGCGCAACUCUCAAUUAUUGGCAAGUAAAGGGAAUUGGCCAAACAUCCUGACGUGGCAGCACCCCUCUUGAAAAUCAGUCUUGAGACUCGGCGAGUCUUUCCAGGGUAACUUGAUGUUGUUAAUACUGUAUUCGUCUGAGCUCGAGGGAUAGCGAUGUAUUGUACCGUUGUGUGAUGAGGGUGUUGUUGAUGAUGACGCAGUGUGGCGCUGUGUGAUGGCUAGAGGGGUGUGAUCGGAUGGCAAUCGUUAUGAGAUGAUUGAUUCAUCCAAUUAGCUGGGCGAUGAUGAUGAAAUGAGGGUGGCUGAUGAUCAUGAUGUGAAGUCCUGCUGUCUCCGAGUGCCCCCCGUGUGUCACUUUAAGUCACUCUGUGUUGCCGUGUGUCACCACGUGCCACUGUGUGUACUCAUGUAAACACUUCCUCGGCAUGUGUUGGCGACGUCGCUUCUGUGUGUCUACUUGAAAGUCGUCCGCGUGGUGAUGAUGACUAUGACGAUAGAUGAUGAUGAUGCUGACCAUGAUGACUGAUGACGGUGAUAGUGGUGACUAGUUGCCACCUUUUACACAUUAUCAACACUUUUGCAGUCUCCCAUAAUUAAAUUCAAUGCCACCAGAUCUUGGUACAAAAGCAAUUCCAGUCACCCGAACACAGAUGCCAAUUCCGGGACUGCGGGUCAAACCUAGACAAGUCAUGCCCAGACAGGUGGAAAACCCGGUGGUCAUAGUGAAGGUGAUUUGAUAUUUUUUUUUAUUUUUUUUUGAGCCGCCCUUCCAUAUGCCGGUGGUGGCGUAUCAGACCACUUUACAUCACAUCUUGGCAUGUUUGAAAGUGGCAUCCCCCCAGUGACAGCUGUCCCCUGUGUGGCAUGAGAUGACUCGGACCCUGGCCUGCAAGCAGGCGUCAGGCUGUCAGUCGCACGGUGAUGAAUGCUGAUGCUGCGUGGAAUCCCAAUUGAGUAAUGAUUGCUGUGGCGAUGUUAACGAUGUGUGACAGGAGAGCUGAUAAUACUGAUGACGACGAUGAUAGUGGUGACGAUGAUCGUGAUGACAAUGGUGGUGAUGAUAAUGCUGAUCAUAACAAUGCUGAUGACGGUGACGGCGACGAUGACAAUGGUGACGAUAUUGAAGACGGAGCCGAAGACCAUGCGGAUGAUCCAGGCUGUGCGCAAUCACAAGCUUUUAUUUAUUGUGCGUUUUGUGUAGAGUAGCGUGCGGCGUGCCCCGCCGGUCUGUGUGCUCACCGUGCUUUGGGGGUGUAACGACUCCACAGAUCAAUCACCGGUUUCUCUCUCCACGCUGUUAGAAAAAAGACCCCACGCAAUUCGAUAGCUUCACUCGAGACCCCCUGCGGCAGCCACGAGCGGGGCACUAAUUAUUUUCCCCAAAAAAUCGUCUAAUUGCAUCGUUACACCCCUAAAACGAUUACAGAGCGGCGCUUCUGCGUUCGUCAAUCGCGGCAAUGUCGCGUGCGGUGGGAUAACGUGUGGGGUGCGCUCACCUCUUCUUCCGAGACGGUACUGGUCAGCGUGGAAGAGUAGACCAAAAAUAUCAGCCAGAGCCAAUCGGCGGUGGGCUUGGCUUCGAGCCGCCGCAUCGCUUGAGGAUGUCGUGACGACCGCUCUGUCGUGGCUCUGUAAAUGGCUCCACGUAUCUCUGUGGUUGUGAAUAAAGAAGCGCCGUGUCCCUACCC